Molecule: messenger RNA, 633 nt
Organism: Paramecium sonneborni
Lineage: Eukaryota; Ciliophora; Oligohymenophorea; Peniculida; Parameciidae
Source: the annotation of a GenBank genome assembly
AUGAAAACUAGAAGAACCUAAAACAAAAAAUAAAAGAAAUACACUAUAUUAACAGAAGAGGCUAAAUAAGAGAUUACAGAAUACUAUAAUAAGCAUCCUUCUUAAAAUUCACUCAUAUAUUUAAAAGAUAAAUAUAAUACUUCAAUUAAAAAUAUACAACGAUGGAUUAGAUCAGGUUUUAAGAGAAAAAAAGGAUGCGGAAGAAAAAAACUUAAUGAAAAAGCAGAAGAAUUAUUAGAAGUUUGGGUUAAAAAAUAAUGUAUCAAAUAAAAGAAAAGAGUUUCUAGACAAUAAAUUAAAGCAUAAGCAAUCAAAUUCUUUAAAGACACUAAUUUUAAAGCUUCCAAAGCUUGGUAAGAUGAGUUUGUUAGAAAUAAGAAUAUAAAACUUAAAUAACUACUACUUUUACAUGAAAGAGGAUGUUUAAAUUAUACUUAAAUAAGAACAUUUUAAUAAUUACUUUUGAGAAGUGGAAAAGAUGCUUAAACUUAUAGAAAUGAGAUUCUCUAAAAUUUUGAUAUCUAAAGUCAACAAGAUAGCCAAUAAUGUACCAAUUCUAUCAAUAAGUAAUAUUGGAAUUAUGAAAUCUUUCAAUAAGAUUCAUUGAUGCACUUUUAAGAAUUGUUUCUCUGA